Molecule: messenger RNA, 462 nt
Organism: Lactuca saligna
Lineage: Eukaryota; Viridiplantae; Streptophyta; Magnoliopsida; Asterales; Asteraceae
Source: the annotation of a GenBank genome assembly
AUGCUUAAGGCACAAGAGCUUCGUUUGAGAACUACAAUGGAUCAAACUGAAAAAAAAUACAAUGAGUUGUGUGUGAAGGCUCAAUCUGCUUCUUUCAAUCAUGAAAUUAAGGAGUUGAAAGCAGUUGCAAAAGAAAGGCACAUUUUUUUUGUUCAAGAUGUCAAAAAGGUUCGUGAGGACGUGAACCUGAAGAUUGAGGAACUUCAUUCGGACGUGGCAAAGGAAGUUGCAACUCUUGAUCAAAAUUAUUCAUCUCUUCACACCAAGGUGGAUAUCAUUGCUGAUGUUGUCACCAAUGUGGUUAAGUGGUAUAAUACCUUACUUGCAAAGUUUGAUUCGAAGGCUGAUUCAGAUGCUCAGGAAGUCGCACAGUUGAAAGAAAUCUUGAAUACUCUCAAGGAGUCUGUUUCGAAUCUUGGAUCAUCUUCAUCAUCAUUUCUUACUCCAGAUUACUUAACUUAG